Messenger RNA from Miscanthus lutarioriparius, 474 nucleotides. The record is from the annotation of a GenBank genome assembly. NCBI's taxonomy places the organism in Eukaryota, Viridiplantae, Streptophyta, Magnoliopsida, Poales, Poaceae.
AUGUGCCUUGUGGCGGGACCGGCCGGUACUAGGGUCAAGUUCAAAAUCACUCUGCUCGACGACAAAGGUCGCCGAGUGUCGACGAGGACAGGGAAGAGGAGGAAGAAGAGAAAAGAGACCGCCGACUUGACGAGAACCGAAACCUCCACCUACGACCGUGUCGGUGCCAUGUGGGGCACGAACACGUUCUUCGACAGAUCCGUGCUGGAGGGGCUGUGGGACUCCAACGACAGCUUCACGAUCCGGUGCGCCAUGGCCGUCAUCCGAACGCACACGGAGGACGACGCCAUCAUCGAGGUCCCGGAGUCAGUCCUCCACCACAACCUGGCGCGCAUGCUCAGGGACGGCGACGGCACCGACGUGACGUUCGUCGUCGGCGACCGGUUCUUCCGCGCGCACCGCUACGUCCUGGCCGCCCGCUCCAUGGUGUUCAAGGCGCAGCUCUUCGGCGCCAUGAAGGAGGCCCAAGCCUAG